UGCGUAGCAAACUCGCUGUUAGCAGGGUGACCGAGGCCCGCAGGGCUCAGCCAGCGCUUCUCAGAGCUGUCUGUUAAGACUAACCUCCUAGGUAGUGUGUUGGUUGUUCUCUGUAGCCGUGGAGGAGUUGUCUGAAAUCUUAUAAACCGAGCUGGUUGGAACGUGUUAUUUUCUCGAACCACAUCUUGUUAAUUUGACAGAAUAUAAUCAUUACGUCAGUCGUGUAUUGCUUCGGUAGCGAAUUUGGUGAAACAUUGGAAAACUUUUUUCCCAUACUAAUUUGAUUGACGUUUGUCGCAUAGCUUGCUAGCUUGCUGCUUGUUUCUCGCUUUGGGAAGUUUAAGGACUCCACCGUUUCCCCUAAACAAGAUUCUCAAGAGCAAAGGUCUCUGCACAUUCAGUCAAAACGGCGGAGGUCAACAUGGCCCAGUGGAACCAGUUGCAGCAGCUGGAACCCCGGUACCUGGAACAGCUGUAUCACCUGUAUAGUGAGAGUUUCCCCAUGGAGCUCCGGCAGUUUCUCGCCCCCUGGAUCGAGAGCCAGGACUGGGCCUACGCCGCCAACAAGGAGUCCCACGCCACGCUGGUGUUCCACAACCUGCUGGGGGAGAUGGACCAGCAGUACAGCCGCUUCCUGCAGGAGAACAACGUGCUGUACCAGCACAACCUGCGGCGCAUCAAGCAGCACCUGCAGAGCAAGUUCCUGGAGAAGCCCAUGGAGAUCGCCCGCAUCGUGGCCCGCUGCCUGUGGGAGGAGCAGAGGCUCCUGCAGACCGCCACUGCCGCCGCGCAGGAAGGGCAGGCCACUCACCCCUCGGGUACCGUGGUGACAGAAAAGCAGCAGAUCCUGGAACACAACCUGCAGGACGUCAGGAAGCGGGUGCAGGAUAUGGAACAAAAGAUGAAAAUGCUGGAGAACCUGCAGGAUGACUUCGACUUCAAUUACAAGACUCUGAAAAGCCAAGGAGAGCUGUCCCAGGACCUGAAUGGGAACAGCCAGGCGGCUGCCACCAGGCAGAAGAUGUCUCAGCUGGAGCAAAUGCUGACCGCCCUGGACCAGCUCCGCAGGCAAAUUGUGACUGAAAUGGCGGGGCUGCUGACGGCCAUGGACUUCGUGCAGAAGAACUUGAUGGACGAGGAGCUGGCGGAAUGGAAGAGGAGGCAACAGAUCGCCUGCAUCGGGGGACCCCCCAACAUCUGCUUGGACCGCCUAGAGACCUGGAUCACGUCUCUGGCGGAGUCCCAGCUGCAGACCCGGCAGCAGAUUAAGAAGCUGGAGGAGCUGCAGCAGAAGGUGUCCUACAAGGGGGACCCCAUCAUCCAGCACCGGCCCGUCCUGGAGGAGAAGAUCGUGGACAUCUUCAGGAACCUCAUGAAGAGCGCGUUCGUGGUGGAGCGCCAGCCCUGCAUGCCAAUGCACCCGGACAGACCGCUCGUCAUCAAGACCGGAGUGCAGUUCACCACCAAAGUCAGGUUACUGGUGAAGUUUCCAGAACUGAAUUACCAGCUGAAAAUCAAAGUGUGCAUUGAUAAGGAAUCGGGGGAUGUCGCUGCCCUGCGAGGGUCCCGUAAGUUCAACAUCCUGGGCACCAACACCAAGGUGAUGAAUAUGGAGGAGUCCAACAACGGCAGUCUGUCUGCGGAGUUCAAACACCUGACCCUGAGAGAGCAGAGAUGUGGGAACGGAGGCAGGACUAACAGUGAUGCUUCCCUCAUUGUGACGGAGGAGCUCCACCUCAUCACCUUUGAGACGGAGGUCUACCACCAAGGGCUCAAGAUGGACCUGGAGACCCACUCCCUGCCAGUGGUUGUGAUCUCCAACAUCUGUCAGAUGCCCAAUGCCUGGGCCUCCAUCCUGUGGUACAACAUGCUCACCAACCACCCCAAGAAUGUGAACUUCUUCACCAAGCCUCCGGUGGGCACCUGGGACCAGGUUGCUGAGGUGCUGAGCUGGCAGUUCUCCUCCACCACCAAGAGAGGCCUGACCAUCGACCAGCUGACCACACUGGCCGAGAAACUGCUGGGGCCGUGUGUGAACUACUCUGGAUGCCAGAUCACCUGGGCCAAGUUCUGCAAAGAGAACAUGGCUGGAAAAGGUUUCUCCUUCUGGGUGUGGUUGGAUAACAUCAUUGACUUGGUGAAGAAGUACAUCCUGGCUCUGUGGAAUGAAGGCUACAUAAUGGGGUUCAUCAGUAAGGAGCGUGAGAGGGCCAUCCUCAGCCCCAAACCACCUGGAACAUUCCUCCUGCGCUUCAGCGAGAGCAGCAAAGAGGGGGGCAUCACCUUCACCUGGGUGGAGAAGGACAUCGGCGGUAAGACACAGAUCCAGUCAGUGGAACCGUACACCAAGCAGCAGCUCAACAGCAUGUCUUUUGCUGAGAUCAUCAUGGGCUACAAGAUCAUGGACGCCACCAACAUCCUGGUGUCCCCGCUGGUCUACCUCUACCCCGAGAUCCCCAAAGAGGAGGCCUUCGGCAAAUACUGCCGCGCAGAGGCCAUGGAGCAGCCUGACCUCACUGACCCAGGUACCACGGUGCCAUAUUUGAAGACAAAGUUCAUCUGUGUUACCCCGUGCCCCUCCGUGUUCAUGGAUUUGGCGGACAGCGAGAUGUUGGGCGCAUUCUCUGGCACCAACUCUGGCAACACCAGCGACCUGUUCCCCAUGUCCCCUCGAACCCUGGACUCCCUCAUGCAUAAUGAUGGGACUGAGGCCAUCUCCGGAGCCCCCCUGGACUCCAUCACUGGAGCGGAAAUGGAUUUCAGCCAGGAAGUGGCGUCGCCGAUGUGAGGAGGCUCCGCCCGCGGAGGAAGACUAUUGGCUCGUUCUCCAGACAGGCGUUCAUUUUCAUUUCAGUCAUAACCCUAGUGGGAGAGAGGCUCAGCCACCAAUAAUAUUAUUAUUUUAUUAUUGUUAUUAUUAUUAUAUUACUAUUAUUAUUAUUGUUAUUAUUAUUAUUUUCUUAUUGGAGCAUCAGCACUUUGUUGGAGUGCCACCAUUCCAUGACACGAUUUUCAUUAAAUUUUUCUGCUGAUUGGCUGAACUGACAGGUCGGAUUUCUUUGUUUCCAGGCAGAACAGGCUGAUCUGUGUCUGCUUCUGUCAGCAGUGUUCAUCAUCUUUCUUGUACUGGUAAAAAAAAAAAAAUCCAUUAUUAAAGUAUUGUAUUUUUUAUAUAGUGAAUGUUAUUAAUAUUAUAUUAGUGUAUCAUUUAACCUUCCUUAUGUGUUUGUUUCAGGUAGGCAAUUUGUUGUAAAUGUUUCUUUUAAACAUUGUGACCUAGAAAUAGCUUUUUGUGCUACUGUGAGGGAAAUGUGUAUUUUUAUAUAUAUAUAUAUAUAUAUAUAUAUAUACUCUUGCAAAAGGCAUGCGUCAGUUUAGUUUUUUUUUUUUCUUUCUUUUUUUUCCGCUUGUGUGUGUUGUGCUAGCCAAGAGCGUGCUUAUCACUAUUUGGUUUGGGUAAUGUACACGAAGAAUUCCUGUGACAUUAUUUGACAUAACCAUUUUAGAUGUGGAAGGCGGUUUAGAUAGGAACUGUCAAUUUGUUGCGGUUAGACGUGUCAUUAUCGGCUGGGGCCGAUAAAUGUUUUAAUGACGUCUGCACCGAAUGACAAGUGACCUAGUGAGUUGACGAUGGUCCUUUUUAAAGUAGAAAAAAAAAUGUGUUCACGUUUUUCUAAUGUAAAUCAUUUUUACAGUGUAAAGAGCUUAUAGUUCCAUUUCUCCUUUUCUGAAAGCUUUCAGUGCUUGUAGUGCUAUUCGGUGCUUAGUGGUGCUUAAUAAUGGUCGCUUUACUGCAGUGCUGCAAACCUCACGCUAUAGGCUAUCUGACUCACGUGGAGUGCAGUAUGUGUCUCGAUACUGAUCGUCAUGGUUGUACAAUACCAAAGACUGAACCAUUACUUCAACGGUUAGUCCUACUAUUGUCUUGUAUACUGUGCUGUACUACACUGUACAGUGCACCUUCAGCAGUGCCUUGAAAUAAAUGAUUUCUGUUUCA
Conger conger (European conger) is the source of this 3997-nucleotide messenger RNA. RefSeq names its product signal transducer and activator of transcription 3. Lineage: Eukaryota; Metazoa; Chordata; Actinopteri; Anguilliformes; Congridae. The record is from RefSeq and is a predicted model, not a curated record. The coding region runs from base 422 to 2788 and encodes 788 amino acids. The transcript has 24 exons. Gene Ontology annotation, biological process: growth hormone receptor signaling pathway via JAK-STAT; defense response; regulation of transcription by RNA polymerase II. Gene Ontology annotation, molecular function: DNA-binding transcription factor activity, RNA polymerase II-specific; RNA polymerase II cis-regulatory region sequence-specific DNA binding.